Oryza brachyantha (malo sina) is the source of this 702-nucleotide messenger RNA. RefSeq lists its product as uncharacterized. Lineage: Eukaryota; Viridiplantae; Streptophyta; Magnoliopsida; Poales; Poaceae. The transcript has 2 exons. The record is from RefSeq and is a predicted model, not a curated record. The coding region runs from base 1 to 702 and encodes 233 amino acids.
AUGUCGCCGGCGGCCGUUGGUCUGCAGCAGCUUCCUCAUCAUGAAGAACACCGGCAGGCGGAGAUCACCGUCGUCCAGUUCUCCGACGAGGCUGUCGACAAGAUCAUAACGAGAUACAGAGAGAUGCUGCGGCCGGCCGAUGAGAGGGUAGGGGAGGAGCUCCGGGGAUGGCUGAUGGUGCUGGCGACGCUGACGGCCUCCAUCACCUACGCGGCGGCGCUCAACCCUCCCGGCGGCGCCUGGCAGGCCGACGACGCCGCCAACCACUUCGUCGCCGGCUACCCGGUCCUCCGCGACAAAUCGCCGUGGCGGUAUUUCGUGUUCUACUACUGCAACGCCACCUCCUUCGCGGCGUCGCUGUGCAUCAUCGUGCUGCUCGCCGUCACCAAGCUGUUCACCGAGACCAAGAUCAUGGUGUUCAGCGUGCUCGUUGCUCUGGACAUGGUCGGCCUGGCCGCCGCGUUCGUCGCCGGCUCGUCGAGCAGUAAGUGGUUUACGGCGUUCAACGCUGCGCUCAUGAUUUGCCUUGUCGUGCUGUUUCUCUUUUGGAAACGAAGGUGCCUGAUGGUGGGAACUUGCUGCUUGAAGAGCUUCAAGCAGCUUAAAGUUCAGAUAUUGGAUACUGUAGCACAUAAACAAGUGGCGAUACCUAUCGAACAACUGCUCGGCAUCCACAAUAUGCCCAUGGAAGGGUGGUGGUAG